AUGAGGAAUAUUUGGUGGAGUGGAAAGGAAUCGAGUUCUCAUAUCAAGCGGGUCGGGUGGUCGAAGCUUUGUACUCCAAAGGCUAUUAGUGGUUUGGGCUUUAUAGAUUUACAAGCAUUUAAUCUUGCAUUACUAUCCAAAUUGGCAUGGAGAAUGCAUAGUUCUGAUGGUUCUUUACUGUUUCAUUUUCUUAAAAGUAAGUAUUUCCCAUCCUGUUCAUUUCUUAAUUUUUAUUGCCGUAAGUCAGCUUCUUGGGUGUGGAAGGGAAUUUGUGCUGCGAAAGCUCUUGUGAGUAGAUCAUGGAAGUGGAGAGUGGUGGAUGGAAGUAAAAUUGAUUGUUGGACAGAUUCCUGGCUUCCUGAUCCGAAUAGUUUUUUUGUGACAUCCCCCAAGCCCGGAUCCUCUUCAAUUUCUACAGUUGCGGAUCUUAUUAACCAUGAUCUCAAGCAAUGGAAGUAUGAUUUAGUUGUCAGAAUUUUCAAUGAAAGAGAUGCAGCGCUUAUCCUUUAA
Molecule: messenger RNA, 510 nt
Organism: Cornus florida
Lineage: Eukaryota; Viridiplantae; Streptophyta; Magnoliopsida; Cornales; Cornaceae
Exons: 1
Coding region: 1-510 (169 amino acids)
Source: RefSeq, a predicted model, not a curated record